This is a messenger RNA of Olea europaea var. sylvestris, 802 nucleotides long. Its product is annotated as dirigent protein 19-like. The transcript has a single exon. The record is from RefSeq and is a predicted model, not a curated record. Lineage: Eukaryota; Viridiplantae; Streptophyta; Magnoliopsida; Lamiales; Oleaceae. The coding region runs from base 101 to 643 and encodes 180 amino acids.
CCGGCACUGGUCACCUGCACGCAUCGUUCACAUCAUUUCCUCUAUAUAAAUCAAAAUUUAUUCUCUCAAAGUUCUCAUCCAAGCUUUUUCUUAAUCAACCAUGGCUCUCUCACAGCUCUACUUGAGUUUUAUUCUUCUGGUUCUCUCUUACAAGGCUAUUUCCACUUCACAUCACCAUACCAAUGGACUCAAAUCCCUUCACUUUUCACUAUUUCAACACGAAACCAUAAACAAAACUGGCUUUAUCAUAGUGAAUGGUGUGGCCGGGCCAGGAAUAAGCCAAACCACCACGCCUUUCGGCACCCUGUUUGCAUUCCAAGAUCCCUUGACUCUUACACCAAAUUUGAAUUCUAAGGUUGUUGGAACAGCAGAAGGAACCUCCGUCACUUCUGGACUGGAUGGGCUUCAGAGCAUUUCCAUUGCUAAGAUAACUUUGAAUGUGAAACGCCACAAAGGAUCCAUCUCAGUAGUUGGAGGCACACACAACAUAAAGCCUUCUGAUCAUCCCGUUGUGGGUGGCACAGAAGAUUUUCUGUUUGUUCAAGGUUAUGUGACAUCGUCUCCGGUGAAUCUCACAGGGCUGACAGUCACCUACAGAAUUGAGUUUCACCUUUUUUGGCCUCCAUAUGCAAAUUUCAGAUAAACAUUCCAAGUUCACAGAGGUAUGGAACUAGGUAUUAUUUUAAUGUAGAAGAUGACUUGAGGUGUCUAAUAGCAAACACAAUAUUAUUUUUAAGAUUAUUAGAUGCUUGAGAUUCGUUGCAAGUGAAUAAUUCAGCAAGGAGAAUCGAAAUUACAAUAA